AUUGCGUCAUGGUGAGCUGGUGGUUCUCCACUUCCACUGGUUUUGAAUCGAAAACAAAAACCUAAACUUCGAUCUCCUUAUACCCUCAAUAACUCCUUCCUUUAUUUAAUGCGUGAAGUCUAAGCUCAGUGAUUCGAUUUCAGUUGCUAUUGGCUAAGGACUUGUAAUUUUCCAGGAAAAGGAGGUUGUUUUCAUGAUCACAAGUCUGUUUGGAUGGAUAGAAAUGAAUUUCUUCCUGUGAUUUUCUUGCUUUUUCUGGUUGUAAAUGUUUCUGGUGGUUCAGUAGCUGGUAAGUUCCGAAAAUUGGCUGAUGCUGAGCCAAAGGAGGAUUCCACUGCAACCAAGAUUGAUCCGCCGCCGUCUCCAGUUUCUGUUGGCAAUCAAUCGGAGCCAAACCCGAUUGAUCCAGGCAAACUCGGGAAGGAGAAAUCGAAGGAUGCCCCAGUACCCACUACCAACUCUUCAAAAGCAGAUUCAAAAGGGAAGCAAAAAGAGAAAAAUGAUAAUAAAGCCAGUUCAGAACUGGGAACAUAUGGGACUUGUGAUGGGUUACUUGAGAAGUGCACGGACCCCAAGAAAAAGAUGAUUGCUUGCAUUCAAAGUUUUGAAAAUGGAUCCAAAGCCCUCAUUGUCCAAAAUGAAGGAGAGAACACUUUGAAAGUGAAUCUUACUGUCUCGGAUUCUGUGAAAGAUGCUUUGGAGGUUCUAGUAAUACCAAAACAUCAAACUAGAAGUAUGAACAUCUUGUCAACUGGAAGCUCUAAGCUAGUAUUAAAUGCUGGAAAUAAAGAUUGUGUGUUUGAAAACCAUCUUAUUUCUGAAGGAAACUUUUUCCAGUGGCUCCCUCAUUCUGAGCUAGUAACACCCAUCUAUGGUGUCUACUUCUUGUUUCUAACAGCUCUAGUUGUGGGAGCGAUGUGGACUUGUUGCAAGUUUAGAAAGAGGAGACAUCAGGGGGGAGUUCCAUAUCAAGAGCUUGAAAUGGGUUUGCCAGAAUCUUCUCCAGCUGUUAAUGUGGAAACAGCAGCAGGUUGGGAUGAAGGUUGGGAUGAUGACUGGGAUGAGGAUAAAGCAGUGAAGUCACCAGGAGGACGGUAUGUAGGUAGCAUCUCAUCAAAUGGCCUUACUACUAGGUCUUCUAACAGAGAAGGAUGGGAAAAUGAUUGGGAUGAUUAGAAUUGUAUCAGUGAAGAAGGAAGAAGAUUGUCCAAUAAGAAGAAGACAAAGGAUAGGUUUACAAGGAGGAAUCAAAAUAUUGAAUGUAAAUCGUUUUCACAAUUUUCUUUUUAGUGUUUGAUAGUGGAAGUUAUAGGACAGUUGAGCACAAUUUUGGUUAUUCCCCAGAAGUGUGUAAAAAGGGGUUGUUUUCUUCUGAAGAGUAGAUGAUAAUGAUACUAUUAUUAUAUGUAGAUGAUAAUGAUCAUUUUGAGAAUGCUUGUCCACAGACUUGUCAUGUUGGAAAUGUAAUUCAUUUUCCCUGAUGGUUCCA
This is a messenger RNA of Vitis riparia (riverbank grape), 1489 nucleotides long. RefSeq lists its product as uncharacterized. The coding region runs from base 214 to 1176 and encodes 320 amino acids. NCBI's taxonomy places the organism in Eukaryota, Viridiplantae, Streptophyta, Magnoliopsida, Vitales, Vitaceae. The record is from RefSeq and is a predicted model, not a curated record. The transcript has 4 exons.